Erythranthe guttata (spotted monkey flower) is the source of this 1435-nucleotide messenger RNA. Its product is annotated as putative WRKY transcription factor 40. Gene Ontology annotation, molecular function: DNA-binding transcription factor activity; sequence-specific DNA binding. Gene Ontology annotation, biological process: regulation of DNA-templated transcription. NCBI's taxonomy places the organism in Eukaryota, Viridiplantae, Streptophyta, Magnoliopsida, Lamiales, Phrymaceae. The record is from RefSeq and is a predicted model, not a curated record.
UAUCCAUGUAUCAUAUGAUUCCAAUUUACAACUCUCCAUGUGGGUAUUUUAUUUUUAUUAUUCUUAAUUAAUAAAAACCCCAUUUUCCUACCCACCUUCCCACAACUUGUGGGGGGCGGCGGCCUCUUGUCUAUUUCUAUAUAAGCCUGCAUAUAUCUUCUCUUCAUUUGAUUACUGCUGAAAAAAAACCACAUUACACACACAAAACCAACAAAAAACACUGUCAAAAACUUGUCUUAAAAAAAAAAAAAAAAAAAAAAAAAUUCAAUGGAAUUCACAAGUUUGCUCAAUACUUCAUUGGAUCUUAACUACAAUCCUCAACGAAUCUUCGACGAACCCGAUUUUCGAAAACAAGAAGCCGAUAGAAGGAAUCAUCAUCAUAUUGCAACUGUCUCAGAAGAGAGAGGGGCUUUGAUGGAGGAGCUAAGUAGGGUGAGUGCUGAAAACAAGAAGCUGAAAGAAGAGCUAACUGCCACGUGUGAGAAUUACACUGAACUCAAGAAUCAGUUGAUCAAGUACACAACAACAAACAAGAACACCCAAUCGCCGAAGAGGAGAAUCGAAGCCGUCAUACGUAACAACAGUAUAGAUAAUGUAACGGAUAAUAUUAUUACCAAUGGCAAUUCCGAGAGCAGCUCGAGCGAAGAAGAUUCGUCGAAGAAACCGAGAGAGGAACUCAUCAAGGCCAAGAUUUCGCGGGUUCAAAUCCGAACCGAAGCAUCCGAUACAAGCCUUAUAGUUAAAGAUGGUUAUCAAUGGAGGAAAUAUGGGCAGAAGGUUACUAGGGAUAACCCUUCUCCAAGAGCUUACUUCAAGUGUUCUUUUGCUCCUACUUGUCCUGUCAAAAAGAAGGUUCAAAGAAGUAUAGAAGAUCAAUCAAUAGUGGUUGCAACUUAUGAAGGGGAGCACAACCACCACCACCACCAGCCUCAGCCCGCCUCAAAACUCGAGGCGAGUUCGACCACCAAUAGGAGCUCGCCACUUGGCAACGCGGUGUCCACGGCAGGAUCCACGAUUACGCUCGAUCUCACGAAAAGAAAGCAAAGUCCAGAAGAAUCAAGAAAUGUAAGAGGCAGAGUUGAAGCACCAGAACUUCAACAGUACUUUGUGGAACAGAUGGCUUCGACCUUAACGAAAGAUCCGAGUUUUAAAGCAGCCUUAGCGGCUGCUAUUUCUGGAAAGUUUCUUCAACAGAAUAAUCAGACUGAAAAAUGGUAGAGAGAUCAAAAGGAGGCAGCUGUACAUUUUCCUUCUUUUUUUUUUUUUUGGAUGCAAAUUCGAGACUGUCGAAAUUGAAAAUUUAUCGAGCGUGAAAUUUGAAUCAGUGUUUUAGCACCAAAAUAGGAAACAAUUUUGGGAAAUUAGUAUUUCUUGUUGAGAGUUCUUCAAGUUAACCGAACCCGCGAUUUCAUUUGAAAUCGCGAAAAAUUUUGAG